Molecule: messenger RNA, 4806 nt
Organism: Tetrahymena thermophila SB210
Lineage: Eukaryota; Ciliophora; Oligohymenophorea; Hymenostomatida; Tetrahymenidae
Product: WD domain, G-beta repeat protein
Exons: 16
Molecular function (GO): protein binding
Source: RefSeq, a predicted model, not a curated record
AUGGGAGAUGAGUAAAUAGAGAUAAUGCAGCCUAGAAAAAAUCAACCAAAAAGAAGAAUGUGGAAUUCAAGCAAAGAAUUUAUCAAUGGAGUUAAAUGUUAGAUAGAGUAAAGUUAUGGAUGUUCAUAAAUUCCUAUUCGCAAAAAUGUUUUGAUGGUUGAUGAUGAUAGAAUGAUAUAUUAAUGUGGAAAGCAUUUAGUAGAAUAUAAUCUUUUGCAUAAAAAGUAACAUUAUUUGCUAAAAAAUAUCGAAGAUGAAGAUAUAACAGCAAUGAAUUAUGUAGUGUCAUAAUCUGAUACCUUAAAUUUAGUUGUUGGAUUAAGAGGAAACAAAGGAUUUCCAACUCUAAAAGUAAUCAAGAAGAAGCAGACUAAUUCUGUUUCUUUUGCACAUACUCAUGUUUAGCAAAACUCUAUUAUUAUUGAUUGCGCCUUUAUUAUAAAAAAUAAAAAUAUUGUGUCUCUCGUUGAAGAAGAAAAUAAAUAUUGUAUAACUAUUUAUGGUAUUCAAAGAGAGAAACUAUUAUUUACUAGAGACAUUUAGAAUUUUUAAAUUAAUCUUUUGGAAGUUUGUUAGGAUAUUCCAGAGGAAUUUUAUUUGAUCGGACCUUAAUAUUUUUAGGUUUGGAAGCUAAACGUUUCAGAAAAAGAAUUAAAUGAGGAACAUUUUUCUUACAAAGAAAAUUUAAUAAAUCAAGAAGAAGAAAUUAUUGAGUGCUGCUAAAUCCCUGAAACUGAGUAUAUGGCAUUUAUAACGAAUGCAAAUGUACUGUAUUUUUAUAAGUAAAGAACUUUUAAGUAAAGCUUAUAAGUGACAGUUAGCGAUAUCCACUUGAAGGAUGAAUUAGAUAAAAAAUCUAUGAAUAUCAUGAAAAAUAGUGUCCCUGCUUCAUAAUAAGUAAUAGGAUAAUAAGAUGAAAAUAGUUCAAGCUAAAUACAAGAUUAACUCAAAGAGAUUUCAGAGCCCUACUAAUUGGCUUCUAUUACUUCCCUUUUUAAUGGAUUUGUUGUUGGCUUUGAGAAUUUGGGAGUUGUAAACGCCUAUGAAAUGAAUAAAAGGACAGAAUAGCUCUAUUUGAAAGGAACUUUUAGAAUUAACGCUUAACAUAUUUAUAAAGUCCUAAAUUUGUCAUCAAGUAUAUAAGAGAAUGUAAUUGCUCUUUGUGUUCAACAUGCUCCAAGGAUUAUGCAAGUUAUGGAAACAAAAUAAAAAAACCCUCCACCUACUAACUCAAAUUAGUAUGUUUAAAGUGCUAAUAUCAACCAGAGCAGCACUCAUCUUGUGUAAAAUCCCUCUUAAUUCAAUAUAUAGUCUGUGAAUUAGAUUGAAGCUAUCAAGAAAAACAAAUCUAAUAUUGAAAAUUAACCAGUAAACACUCCUGUAAAUGCAACACAAAAUUAAUAAAAUUUAGUUACAUAGAAUACAAGCCCUCCAUAGACUAAAGGAGUCAGAAAAAAUAACUAAGGAGCAUUAGGAGGAGUAGGAGGAGCUGGGUAAAAUCCAAAAAUUGAUUUAUAAAAUAUGGGAAGAAUAGAUUUAUACAUUUUUAACUAUGGAGUAGUUGACGUAAUUAGUGCUGCUUAAAAAGAUGCUUUUGAGCCACUCUUCCCUGAAGGAGUACAUAAAGGAAUGAUAGUUGAUUGUGCUCUAUGCCCAUCAAAAUCUAUUUUGUUAACUUUAAGUGAUGACAAAACUUUAAAGAAUUGGGAGUUUUCUAUGAAUACUGGUGUAUUUAAAUGCAUUUAUACAACUUAUUUCCAUGAAAAUCCUCUUUCAGUUUCUCUUCACCCUUUAAGUUUCUAAUGUGCAGUCGGCUACAGAGAAGGGUUAAAAUUUUUCUUCAUCCUUGAAGACGAGUUAAAAAUAGCCUUUAGCGAAUAGAAUGUAAAGUACGUUAAUGCAGUUGCUUACAGUGAAUGGGGAAAUUUGUGUGCAGCAGCAAAUUAUAAUAUGAUAAAUGUAUACAAUCCUAAUACAUACGAAACUAUAAUCACAUUAAAUGGUCACUCUGGAUUUGUUAAAAGAAUUAAAUGGUUAGUAGAUGAUACGAUGUUGGUAACAAAUUGUAGCUAAGGUGUCCUAAAUUGCUGGAACGUAUGGACUGGUAAUAGAGUAGUUGAACAUGCAUACAAACAAACUAAGUAUAAUUCAGUUAUUUAUGAUAAUGAUUUAGAUUGGUGUGUCUGUUGUACUUCAGAUUCAAAGGUUAGAUUAUUUGACGACAAAGGCUGCAAUCCUAUAUAUGAAAUGGAUGUUAGCCCUUAUAACUAUACAACAGUUCUGCUUGUUAAAGAAUUAGGAGUUAUUUUAUUUGGUACUUCAGCUGGUAGCAUAAGAACCUAUUUGUGGCCGUUUGAUAUCUCUAUUAAGCAGUAAGAGUAUUUUGAAAUUACUCUUCAUUAAACUGCUAUUUCAACAAUGCAAAUUACAAAAGAUUUGAAUUAUCUUAUUACUGGCUCGGAAAAUGGUAGCAUCUAUUUUCUUAGACUUCGCUAAUUUUCUAAUGGCAAUGAAGUAGAAAUUUCUUUUGGAGUUGAAGAUGCUAAAUUUUAAGUUGGUAGUAUUUAUUGUAUUAACCAACUUUGCUUAAGCAGUUGCUCUAGCUAAGAAAAUAAAAAAGACUUGAUCAAAGAAUUAGAAUUUAGAAUAUCAAACUUAAAAACAGAUCAAGAAGAUGAAAAAGAAAAGCAAGUGAACUAAAUUAACCAGCUUUUAAAAAACUAAGAGGAUACUAAUAAAGAUGUUAUAGCUAAAUAAAAAGAGUAGCUGAGCAAAAUUAUGGAAGACUGUGAUCUGAAAUACAAAGAUUUAAUAACAUAAAUAGAGCUUAUACGCUCAAGAUAUAAGGAGCAAGUUAGUUCUAUGGAAGAAAAGAAUAUGGCUUCAUUACUAACAUAGUACUAAAAAAGUGAUGACUUGAAAUUUUAGCUUGAAAAUAUUAAACAAUCUUCUGAUAAAGAGUUGUUUGACUUUACAGUAAAAUAUAAAUAAAUUAUUAAAGACACUGAAAUCGAUUUUAGUAAAAAGUACUAAGAGUUAUAUGAAAGGUUUUCUACUUCUUAAGAUAAACUAAAUGAAGAUUAAACAAAAUUUAAAGAAGUUUUUAGGUAGCAAACAGAUGAACAUGAAGAAUAUUUAAUAAAAACUAAAAAAUAACUUCAAAAUGAAAAAGAAGAAGAGAUUAAACGAUCAGAAGAGUUUAGAACAUCUAAUUCAAAGAAGCAAAAAGAAAUUGAAAGAUUUAAUUAGAGAAAAUUAGAAUUAGAUUCUAUUUUAAAGGAAGCCACUAGCUAAAUUGAGCAUCUUGAGGAAGAAAGAAAAAAUUUUAGUGAUAAAAAUGGUUUGAUGCAAAGCUAACUAUAAAGCAAAGAGGAAAUAAUUAACUCUAAAGAAUAAGAAAUCAAAGAAUACAGAAUAAAAAAUAAUCAUUUGUAAAACUUUAAGACAGUAUAUGAUUAUUAAGUCACUAGUUUAUAAGAAGAAAGAUCACCUUUAAUUGACCAUUUAAAAAAUAUGGAAAAAAAUGUUAGAGUUAUGUAUAAAGAACUUCUAGAUGAGUCAGAAGCUUCCAAGAAAAUAAAUACUAAACUUGUAGAAAAUAAAGAAUUUAUAGAUUAACUCAAGCAAUAAAUAAAAGACAAGUAAGAUUUGCUUGCCAUAACUAAGAGAAAAAUUGAAAGCUUUGAAUACUCAAUUUUAGAUAUGAUUAAGCAAGAAAAAUAUGAAAAUUGGUUCCAAAAAAUGAAUAAAAUUUAUAAAGAAUUUUUCGAAGGAAAUGUAAAUCUAAACAAUUUAAUGGAGAAAAACACUUCAAUAGGAUCUUCGUUAAAAGACUCUCCUGAUGAUGAAUUUUUGAAAUAAUUAAAUAUGAAUAACUCUGACUAGAUAAGAGAAGAGUUAAUUAAACAAAGAGAUUUUAUGAGUAAAAAAAUUUAGACAAUCAGUAAGCUGAAUAGAUAAACAGAAAUUGAUAGAGAUGAUGUUGUAAUUAGAGUUUAAAAUGAAAAUACACAUUUAAUAAGAGAGUGUAAUACUCUUCGUGAAGAAAAGAAAAAUUUAAAAGAACAUUUGGGUUCAUUAGAAAAAGCUUUGGAUAUUAUUACAAAAGAGCUUAUGAGGCUUUCUCUUGAUGGUGAGAUAUAGUCAGACUAAGAAUUUAUAGAAAAGGAGUUGCUUGAUUUUGAUCCUUCCAAGAUAAUAGAUAAAAUAGAAGAAGAGAAAUCUUCGUUUGCUGAAUAAUCUAUCAUAGAUUCACCUUAACCUAAGUAAAAAAAGCAUCCUAACAAGAAAACACCUUACUAAAAGUAUGAUGAAGAGAGAAACAGUAGGAUUCAAAAAAUAAAGAAUUCACAAAGUAUGCAUUCUUUAGGGAUUCUAAGCACAUAAUCUCCAGAUAGAUCAAUUAUCUCUCAAAGCUAAAAAGACAACCAAAGCUUAUUACUUUCUUUGCUCAAGGACGUAGAAAAGUUCUAGGACGACAAAGAAUCAAAUGUAUACGAAAGACUUAAAGAAAGGGUAUAAAACUACCUUUAUACAGAAGAUCCAUCCUUAACAAUCCCACAUAUUUCAAGGAUAGAUAAGACUUUAAUAGGACAUACCUCCUAAGAAGAAACCUAAAUUGCUUAAAACAGCAUAAUAAGCGAAUCUCUAAAUGUCACAAAAUCAAAUGCAGAUAUUUUAAAAUAACUCAAAGUUAAAGAUAACGAUUCUAUACUAUCCAAUAAAAAUAAAAAAAGUUUUUCAAAGAAGCCAGAAAAUAAAAGUACUUUUACUUUGCCUUAAAUAAAAGGAAACAAAUACUAAUGA